AUGCGAGAAGAAGGCAGAGAGGAACGCCGCCUGUCCUGGAGGGAGAGCGGGCGUUCAGUCAUCAAGCUCAACGUGCGCCACCUGUGGCUGUUCGGGGUGUGGCCACUGGGCACCUGCCCGUUGUACGACGCGUACACCGCAUUCGGGUUCGCCCUGGGCGUGUGGAACACCGUGGAGGGGGUGGUGGCCGCCUACUUCAUCUGGGGGGACCUGGAGGAAAUGACGCUGGUCUUCGCCAACACUUUCACCAUCGCCAGCGGCCUGGUCAAGCUGGCCUUCUACACGCGCGACAGGGGUCUCUACAGCGCUCUGGCGCGGCGUCUGGACGACCUGCUGACGGUGCAGAGGGAGGUGUGCUCCGAGGACCCUGAGCUGGCCAGCAUUCUACGCGGCUCUCGGAAGCAAGCGGCGCGCCUCACCGUGGGCAUGUUGCUGAUGAUGUUCUCGCAAGGAUUCGUUUGGUUUCCCAUUCCAGCCAUCGCACAUCCCGGCGAACGCCGUCUGCCGUUCGCGCAACACGACUGGGACAACAAUAGCAAUUACUACGGGCUCUCGUACGCAGUCCAGUGCGUGGCAGGCGUGUACCUGAGCCAGAUCAGCUUCAGUAUGGACUGCCUGUUCGCUGCGAUAAUGAUACUUGUGGCUGCCCAGCUGAAGAUCGUGUCGUGUCGUAUUGGAAAACUGAAAGCAGACGAGAUUUAUGAGCAGGAGGUAGAGAGAGAUGACCGUUUAGAGGAAACGGUACUCAGAGGAUGCCAGAAACCGUACAGCCAUUUGUGCCAGUGCAUCAAAACUCAUCAGAAAAUUCUUAGGUUCGUCGUACGACUGCAGAACACAAUGACUCCCAUCGCAAUGACGCAGUUCUUCUUCAGCGUCAUCGUCGCUUGCAUGGCGCUCUUUCAGGCCACAUAUAGCAAGGACUUCACUGCCGUAUUCAGAUGUGUCGCUUUCAUGCCCAUUCCUUGCGGCCAGGUUUUACUCUACUGCUGGGCGGCUCACAACGUAACAGAACAGGCGGAGGCGGUAUCGUCCGCGGCGUACAGCUGCUCUUGGGUGGAGGCAAGUCCGCGAUUCAAACGUGUCCUGAGGAUCGUCAUGUGUCGGGCCCAGAAGCCGCUGGUUCUCACUGCUGGACACCUGUACGCCAUAAAUCGGGCCGCCUUUCUCACGUUGGUGAAUGCGUCUUAUUCAUACUACACAUUGUUGGGCCACAUGAACAGGCGUCCAACGCAAGCCUAA
This is a messenger RNA of Schistocerca nitens (vagrant locust), 1239 nucleotides long. RefSeq names its product odorant receptor 43a-like. Gene Ontology annotation, biological process: sensory perception of smell; detection of chemical stimulus involved in sensory perception of smell. Gene Ontology annotation, cellular component: plasma membrane. The transcript has 5 exons. The coding region runs from base 1 to 1239 and encodes 412 amino acids. The record is from RefSeq and is a predicted model, not a curated record. Lineage: Eukaryota; Metazoa; Arthropoda; Insecta; Orthoptera; Acrididae. Gene Ontology annotation, molecular function: odorant binding; olfactory receptor activity.